Messenger RNA from Botrytis porri, 183 nucleotides. RefSeq lists its product as uncharacterized. The record is from RefSeq and is a predicted model, not a curated record. Lineage: Eukaryota; Fungi; Ascomycota; Leotiomycetes; Helotiales; Sclerotiniaceae. The coding region runs from base 1 to 183 and encodes 60 amino acids. The transcript has a single exon.
AUGACAGGCUUUCAGAGCGAGCGUGUUCAACGCAGGGUUCCUUCCGAUGUGAAAGGGAACUCCCUUCUUCUAUGCUUCUCCCGUGAGAAGUCACGCUUGGUCACAAUGAAUCUAGCAAUUGAAGAGGCUCAAGCUGCCAUGCCAGUGGUGUAUGCAUGGAAAGACUCUUUCCUCAACAGAUAA